Thelazia callipaeda (thelaziosis nematode) is the source of this 651-nucleotide messenger RNA. The record is from the annotation of a GenBank genome assembly. Lineage: Eukaryota; Metazoa; Nematoda; Chromadorea; Rhabditida; Thelaziidae.
AUGGGUGAAGCUCCUUACUAUAGAGGUGUUCAAGCGCACCCUGUCAGUUUGCAUCCGGUACGUGGCCUGGAAGAUGUAUCAAGAUCAAGAGCAAAACGAGCGCUAGACUCGAUAGAAGGGGAAGGCUUUGGAGGAUUUUCAAAAAGAGCGUUAGACGCGUUAGAAGGAGAGGGAUUUGGAUUCAAAAAACGAGCAUUAGAUGCUCUUGAAGGAGAUGGAUUUGGAUUCAAAAAACGAGCACUGGAUGCUCUUGAAGGAGAUGGAUUUGGAUUCAAAAAACGAGCAUUAGAUGCUCUUGAAGGAGAUGGAUUUGGAUUCAAAAAACGAGCACUGGAUGCUCUAGAAGGUGAUGGAUUCGGAUUCAAGAAGCGUACACUAGCUGCUCCAAGAAGUGGCAUUUUGGCUUUAAAAAUGCAUGCAUCGAAAACAUUGGGAGACAAUAGUUUCGGACUUGGAAAGCUUGCUUCAGACACUUUGGAAGGUGACGAAUUUGGAUCGAACAAACGAAUUUCAGCAUUCAACAAUAGACAAAUGAUUCCUGACAAUAUCAAUGCAAUGAAAUUCACAGGGCAGAUUGUUGGCCGCGAGAAUUUCACUCCAAUCCGUAAUCGCUUCGUUCAUUUAUCUAAUAAGUUGUUAUUGCAUUUAUAA